UACUGCUUUACGUAGGUAGGGUCGUGGAACCCGGCGCUCUCUUCCAUCCUCCGGUGGGAUUUCUCUCCUCUUCCCGCAUCUUCAACCCUGACAGGUAAAGUCCCUUCGAGAAAAACACUGGUGACGUUUCCGCUGCAGCUGAGGGAAGUUUUGAAGGCAAGCCUGAGGCUGUGCGAGUCGCGCCCGGACAAAACAAAAAAGACCGGAAAGCCCAGGUUGGCCCCAGCGGCCCUGAAUUUUCCGGGGCCGGAAGUUCCCUGCGUGGCUGUGGCUACAGGCGCCGACGCUCCCGGCUCUGUCGGCGGCGUUCCGUUCCCAUGGCAACCCCAUUGUCUUCCGAGACGGAACCUGGGCUGCUGGCGCGCCAGACGGACCUCUCAGGGUCUCGCUUCCGCCAGGCACCUUUGCGGCGCUCUGAACGAGGUCCGCCGAGGCCUGGACGCUGACGCCGCUGGAGGAAGCUGAGCUCGCCGGCUGAGGGAGACGAGAAGGAAGAAGAUGCAAGCCCGCCCCAUCCGCAUUCCAACCGUCAGCAAUGACACGGACUGGGACUUCUGCUUCCACUUGUCACAGCAAGCCAAGAAGCCAGCAUACCAACAAAGAGAUGAACUGUAUUCAUCUAGCGGGUCUGGAGAGAGUGAAGAAGACACUAAGGCCACGGAGGAGAUGGCCGUAGGCUGCAUGUCUCUUCCUGAAGACAAAUUGGCCCAAUCCCAGAAGAAAAUAGCUCAGCUGAUGAAGAAAAAAAUGAAUAUCCAAGCAAACAAGGAGCUGAUUCGCUGUGUCAUCCUUUCUCGGAUUAUUUUUGGGGAAGAACACUGGAAAUGUGCACAGGCUCUGGCCAGCCUGGCUUAUGGCUACCUGACACUGAGAGGCCUCCCAGCUCAGGCCAAGAAACAUGCUGAAUCUGCCAGGAGCACGCUGCUGACCUGGAAGGAAAACACGACCUCAAACACGGAGAAAAAGGAAAUCCUGGAAGCUCUGGUCAUGCUGUACUACACCGUGGGGGUGGCCUGGCUCCUACAGAACCAUGGCAGAGAGGCUUAUUUCAACCUGCAGAAGGCAGAGAGAAACAUGAAGGAGCUGAAAGAAUUAUGUGAGGGAAGUGUUCACAGAUUACAAGUCUCGGAGAAAGACCUGACAAUUGCUUUGGGCAGAGCCUCCUUGGCUGUCCACAGAUUGAACCUUGCUCUGGCAUACUUUGAAAAGGCAAUUGGCAAUGUUAUCGCUGCUAAGGGUGAUAGGACAUCAGAUCUGGUCAGUCUGUACGAGGAGAUCGCGCAGAUCGAGCAGCUGAGGAGGAACCAUGAUCAGGCCAUCCAGUACUUGCAGCAGGCCUAUUCUAUCUGUGUAUCUUUGUUCACUGACGUCAGCCCCCAAACUGCAGAGGCAAGUGCGCUACUAGCCAAGGCUCAUGCCCUGUCUGGAGAGGCCCAACACAGGGAUGCUGUGGAGAUAUAUUUUAUAAAAAGUAUCAGUGCAUAUCAAGCAACAUUGGGCCCAACGGAUUAUGAAACACUGACAACCAUUGAAGAAUUUUGCAAAUGGCUUGUCCAAAAUGGAGAAAAACAGGAAGCUUACAGACUGCUAAAGGCCUCACUGAAGUCUCAGGUCAUCAGCUAUGGUGAUUGUAGUGAAAAAGUGGCUGAAACUUUUUACAACAUGGGCAGGAUCUGCUUUGCCAAAGGAGACCUCAGAAAGGCGAUUCAGCUGCUAAGGAAGUGUCUGAUGAUUCAAAUCCUUUUAUAUGGAAGAGACCACAGUAAAAGCAGAGACACAAAAGACCUCCUUACCCUAAUGCAGAGGGCAAGUAGCCAUUCAUCCAGGUGGAGAAGAGAAACCAUUCCAGGACGAAGGCACUGUAUAUGCAAAGGCACCGAGGCAUGACAGAGGAGAGUGUAUCAAAGCAAUGGUCUUCUGUUAUCAGUAAAGAGAAAACCUCUAUACUGGAUAGCCAACAAUAAAGCCAACCUUGUUGAUAACAAAAAUUCUGGAUCACAAGAUAUAUUUAUCAACACUGAUAACAAUGGCAGAUCAAAAGCAGAACUAAGAACUCUAAGGGGGGGAAAAGUCUGCUUAGCAGCAGCAUUACAGGUAAAAAUACUCAAGAGCCAUUAGAAAGCAGGAUUCUGAUCUAUAACUUGGGGCGGGAGGGGGGGCAAGGGAUAGGGCAAGUGUAGAAAUCUUUUUUUAGAUACAUGCUUUUAGUUUCUUAAUGACUAGGGACUCUAAUACCUUUUGUAUUUCCCUUUUUAUAACUUAUAUUUCAUUUUUUUCAGUUCUGGUUUUUAAAGAAGAUUCUGCAACACCUAAGUAGUUUAUUAGUGACCAUUUUAAUAUACUGUUUGGAAAUACUUUUAGUCGUAACUUGUUUCAGGUCACUAAAACUGCCUUGUGAAGAAACGUUUGAUCUCCUGAAAACAUUUGCCCUGGUCUCAUGCCAUAUUAGAGUCAGAGAGGGAUUUGAUUCUUAUAAAUGAAGAAACUAGGGACAAGAGAGAUGGAUUUGUUCAAGGUCAGCUGGGUGAUUAUAAAGCUGACUUCCUGAGUCACAGAUGAUUACUUUCCACCCCGUUAUGCUGCCCCCAACCCCAAAGUGGAUUAAAAAGGCUUGUUUUGUGGAAGGAAUCUUAACCAGGUUUGUUUAAAAAAAAAAAAAAAAAAAAAAAAGUCCUUACCUCCUGAACAAAUGUGUAUCUAGGAAAAGAAAACAGCAAUCUCAAAUCUCAAAUAUUCCUUACUGUCUUCUUCACAUAUGCAGGGAGAAAAGAAAAAUCGGACUCGUGUGAGUUUUACAAAAUAAAAAACUUACUUCUCUCUUCAUCGUUUCUGUUACCCGAGCUGAUUUAAUGCAGUUCAAAGACUGUGUCUUUAGGGAUCCAAGCGUCUUCUAACAUCUCCAUAUCACUUAGUGCUUAGGGGACUACAUUUUGGUUCUUCAUGCAAAAAAUUAUUUUUUUAUUUCAGUCAUUUGCUCAGUCUGUAAAACCUAAUGAUCAACCAGUAGCCAAGGUAUGGUGGUGAGUGGCGAGUCAGUGCCUGGUCUGUAGACUGGAAGGCUUCCUCCUGGCGGCUGUGUUCUGAAUGCUUUCAGCUCAGCUCUCAGGACCAAGGUCUCAGGUUGCAGGCCUGCCUGAAGGCAGCUAUAUCCCACUGACCUUUUCUGCAGUGCUUAUCAACUGGUCACCGGUCUGUCGUUGCUAAUUUUAGCCCUGUCUGGAGAUGGGCCUGCUGUCCUUACCCAGAAUAUUCUGCACUGACUAAAGCAGCCUCAGAAGAGUUGCUUCCAUUUUCACAUAUCCGGACGAAAAUGGAUUUUCGACAAUGACUGUGAUAAAAACCAAAGUACCAGACAGAAGUGGCCGUUUGGACUCUAUUUUGUGUGGCACUAAAAGUUUUAAAAAUGUUACUACUUUGGGAGACCUCAAAGUCUUAAGAUCUCCAGACUGACAAACCUGUAUCAAUAAAACAAUAGCAUAAAGUGUUAACAUUGUAAAAUAAAAUGUUACGGUGUGAUCUUGA
This is a messenger RNA of Herpailurus yagouaroundi (jaguarundi), 3522 nucleotides long. It is a transcript of the gene TTC23L, whose product is annotated as tetratricopeptide repeat domain 23 like. NCBI's taxonomy places the organism in Eukaryota, Metazoa, Chordata, Mammalia, Carnivora, Felidae. Gene Ontology annotation, molecular function: protein binding. The record is from RefSeq and is a predicted model, not a curated record. Bases 499 to 1887 code for a protein of 462 amino acids. The transcript has 13 exons.